Messenger RNA from Hirundo rustica (Barn swallow), 1049 nucleotides. RefSeq names its product zinc finger protein 239-like. Gene Ontology annotation, molecular function: RNA polymerase II cis-regulatory region sequence-specific DNA binding; DNA-binding transcription activator activity, RNA polymerase II-specific. Gene Ontology annotation, biological process: regulation of transcription by RNA polymerase II. NCBI's taxonomy places the organism in Eukaryota, Metazoa, Chordata, Aves, Passeriformes, Hirundinidae. Gene Ontology annotation, cellular component: nucleus. The record is from RefSeq and is a predicted model, not a curated record. The transcript has a single exon. The annotation marks the transcript as partial.
AUCCUCGUGGAAGAGGCCGUUUUGAGCAGCUCCACGGUGCAGGAAUCCAAUGGGGAGGAAAAGUCCUGGCGAUUCCUGGUGAGAAGAGACUGCAAAAGCAGAUCACGAGGAUCUGAGGAGGAAAGAGCCACCCUGUGCCAGGAAGGCGGCCAGAGAUGGAGCCAGAGCUCAGACCUGGUGGUCCAUGAGCAGCUUCCUGAUGGGGAGAAGCCCCACAAGUUCUUUGGAUGUGCGAAGAGCUUCAGCUGGCGGUGCCACCUGCUUCACCACCAGAGGAUUCACACAGACGAACGGCCCUACAAGUGUGGGGAAUGUGGGAAGAGCUUCAACCGCAGCUCUGGGCUGAUAGAACACAAGAGGAUCCACACUGGGGAGAGGCCUCAUGAGUGUGGGGAAUGUGGGAAGAGGUUCAGGAACAGCUCCAGCCUGAUCUAUCACCAAAGGAUCCACACUGGGGAGAGGCCUUACGAGUGUGGGGAAUGUGGGAUGAGCUUCAGGGAGAGCUCCAGCCUGAUCCGCCACCAGAAGAUCCACACUGGGGAACGGCCAUACAAGUGUGGGGAAUGUGGGAAAUGUUUCAGGCACCGUAGUUACCUGACGGUGCACCAAAGGAUCCACACUGGGGAGAGGCCCUACAAGUGUUCUGAGUGUGGGAUGGGGUUUCUGGCCAGCUCCCAGCUCCUUGGACAUCAGCAGACACACACAGAGGAGAGGCCCUUCCGCUGCCCUGACUGCGGGAAGGGCUUCAAGCACAACUCCACCCUCACCAGCCACAGGCGCAUCCACACCGGGGAGAGGCCCCACGAGUGUGAUGUAUGUGGGAUGAGCUUCAUACAGAGCUGGGACCUGAUCCGCCACCAGAGGACCCACACUGGGGAAAGGCCUUAUGAGUGUGAUAAAUGCAGCAAGGGGUUCUACACGAGCUCCAGUCUCCUCUUGCUCCAGCGGAUUCACACAGAGGAGAGGCCCUUCCGCUGCCCUGACUGCGGGAAGGGCUUCACACGGAACUGCACCCUCGUCAGACACCAGCGCAUCCACACUGGGGAGAG